Messenger RNA from Melampsora larici-populina 98AG31, 1971 nucleotides. RefSeq lists its product as uncharacterized. The transcript is spliced from 9 exons. The record is from RefSeq and is a predicted model, not a curated record. NCBI's taxonomy places the organism in Eukaryota, Fungi, Basidiomycota, Pucciniomycetes, Pucciniales, Melampsoraceae. Bases 1 to 1971 code for a protein of 656 amino acids.
AUGCAACUCAACAUCGCUUACGUCGUCGCCGGUCUUCUUGUCUUCGUUUCAUCAAACUUUGGUGAAGCCGAUGCUCGUAUGAUGACUACUAGCCACAAAGGCGCAGAAGCUCACCUUGAACACAAACGUCAAGCAGUUGGGUAUGUCCCACACACUGCUGCUGCUAAUGGCGGCUCCAACAACGCCACCACUGCUCAACCAGCUAUGGGAAGCGGAACCGUUCAUAACGUGGCAGCCAUGCCUUCAUCACCGAACAUGGAAUCCGUCAAGAGCUCUCCUCAAAACUCGGGUUCAAUUGUUUCGCCUAUUUCCAAGGCACCCGUCUCUGCUGCCACCCCACCGCCUCCCUACUCGCCGCGUCCUAACGCUCCAGUCGGAGGUCCAAUCCCUGCAGCUUCAACCCCAGAAAUCGUCUCACCGACUUUGACGCGUCCUGUUGGCGUACCUAUUUCACCCUCUUCAGGAGCUGAACGUCCAAUGCCAAUACUUGUUGGCGGUGGACAAACCAACGGCUCAUCCAGUGCCCCUUACCACGGAAAUCCCAUCACCGCCCCAACUACCGAGGCUUCUUCUGCCCCAUCAGCAAGCAGACCCAUUGUCCCGUUAGCUGGUUCCGUAUCUUCGCCAGUCGGUGACGUCAACGGAUCACCCGUCCCUAUCCCAUCAGCCGGUGCACGAGGGACACCCAUUCCAUUUGGAAACAACGCUCCUCUCCCGAUUGCUGGGCGACCACUUGUUGUGCCGGGCGUCGGCUUUGCAGGACCUGGUCCUAUCGUCGGAGCACCCAUUGUUGGACUUGGUGGACCUUCAGCAGGCUUUGCUGCUGGACAACACGUUGGUGUUGGAGCACAAGUUGGCCAAGGAGUUGGCGUUGGCCCAGCAGGUGUCGGAGCCGGUGCUGGUUUCGGUGCUGAAGCCAACGUCGGUCAACAUGCUGGUGUUGGUCCGGUAAUCAGCGGACCUGGUGCCGGCUUAGGUGCCGGAGCCCACUUUGGAGCUGGUGUCGAACAACACGUUGGGAUUUUCAACAGUGCUGGUCAAGCUCUUGGUGGCUUAGGCGCUGACCAAUCUAUUGGAGCUGGUGCUGGAGUCGGUGUUGGAGUCAGGCAGUCAGUCGGCAACGGCGUUGGGCUUGGUACUUUCCCCGGUGCUGGGCUUGGUGCUGGAGCCGGUGCUGGAGUAGGUGCUGGAUUCCAUGCUGGUGCAGGAGUCGACCAACAUGUCGGAGGAGCUGGUCUAGGUGCCUUCCAAGGUGCUGGAUUCAAUGCUGGCGCUGGUUUAGGUGCUGGGGUUGAACAACACGUCGGUUCUGCUCAAGGCUUAGGUGCUGGUGUAGGCGCUGGUCAAUUCGUAGGAGGUGGUGCUGGAUUCGGUACAGCAGCUAGGCAAUCAGUUGGUAGCGGUGCCGGGCUUGGUGCUUUCCAAGGUGCCGGAUUCAACGCUGGAGCCGGUGUAGGCGCUGGAGCCGGUGCUGGACUUGGAGCUGGAGCAGGUGCAGGUGCAGGAUUCCAUGCUGGAGCAGGAGUUGACCAACAUGUUGGCGGUGCUGGCCUAGGUGGUUUCCAAGGUGCAGGAUUCAAUGCUGGUGCAGGUCUAGGUGCUGGUGUCGAACAACACGUCGGCGCUGGUCAGGGUCUAGGUGCUGGAGUCGGCGCUGGGCAAUUUGUGGGAGGAGGCGCUGGGCUUGGUGCUGGCGUAAGACAAUCAGUCGGUAGUGGCGUCGGUCUCGGUGCAUCCCAAGGUGCUGGAUUCAACGCUGGAGCUGGUGUAGGUGCCGGUGCCGGUGUAGGUGCUGGAGCCGGUGUAGGAGCCGGUGCCGGUGCUGGACUCGGUGCAGGUGCAGGAUUCCAUGCUGGAGCAGGAGUUGAUCAACAUGUUGGCGGUGCUGGCCUAGGUGGUUUCCAAGGUGCAGGAUUCAAUGCUGGUGCAGGUCUAGGUGCUGGUGUCGAACAACAUGUCGGCAUAUACUAA